AUGGGUGAAAAUUUCAGCACAAUUACACACACAAUAGAAGUUAAUUGUUCGUCCGAAAAAUAUAGUAACAUUUUAUGCAAAUGUUUAUCAAGUGAUGAGUCUUUAAAACAAAAUAGAUUGUAUAAAAAUAUAAAUGUAUCUGGAGAAACUAUAAAAAUAGAAUUACAAAGCAAUACAUACGAAGAUAUAAGAUAUAAAGCUAAAAACAUUUACGAUUAUUUACAUUUUUUUUUUAAAGCAAUAGAAACAUUUGCUUAG
Molecule: messenger RNA, 258 nt
Organism: Plasmodium yoelii
Lineage: Eukaryota; Apicomplexa; Aconoidasida; Haemosporida; Plasmodiidae
Product: conserved Plasmodium protein, unknown function
Exons: 3
Coding region: 1-258 (85 amino acids)
Source: RefSeq, a predicted model, not a curated record